AUGGCCAGUUCCAUGUCAACACCCCGGAUCCUACCCGGCCAUCUCCACGCAUUCGCACCAGGCGGCAACUCCCACAACACCGUCCGCAUGCUAGGCACCAUCACCACGGUCAGCGGCGACCAAGCAACGCUGACCUGUGGGAGCGAUGCAGUCACGAUUCUUUUGAACAGAGAUUCCCAUCUCUCCGUGGGUUCAUUAUACGAGAUCGUCGGCAAAGUGGUCAAUAUCGACGGAGGACAGGGUCUGGGAUUGCGCGUGUUGAGCAGUACAGAGUGGCCGCGGAACGAGAAGGGUGAAUUGCCGGAUAUCAAGUUGUUCGAGGCCGUGGUCGACGUCACACACCGGUAUAAGAGCAUAUUCUACGACGAUGGCGAAGCCGGUGGCGCGGAUGGAGGGUAUUGA
Molecule: messenger RNA, 402 nt
Organism: Exophiala dermatitidis NIH/UT8656
Lineage: Eukaryota; Fungi; Ascomycota; Eurotiomycetes; Chaetothyriales; Herpotrichiellaceae
Exons: 2
Coding region: 1-402 (133 amino acids)
Biological process (GO): DNA repair; DNA replication; DNA recombination
Cellular component (GO): nucleus
Molecular function (GO): DNA binding
Source: RefSeq, a predicted model, not a curated record